AAUAAGAGUGUCAGUCUUACCCUCUCUGGCUCUCAUUUCUCUGUCAUCCUCUCUCCGGUGUGAGUCUUGAGACAUCAUCGGUGAAAUAAGGAGCCACUCAAAUUAUAGAAGGGAUAUUGCAACUUUAGGUCACAAACUACAAAAAUGCAAGCAUUCAGGUCUCUCAUUAUCCCCAAGUGGUCUUCAGAUGUGUGUCUAGAAGGGAAGACAGCUAUAGUAACGGGGGCCAACACUGGAAUAGGCAAAGAGACAGCUAAAGACUUGGCUGGUCGAGGUGCAAGGGUGAUUUUGGCAUGCAGAGACAUGGCAAAGGGAGAGCAAGCUGCUCGUGACAUCAUGCGGGAGGUGAAGGGAGCCAAGGUAGUCGCCAGGCAACUGGAUCUGGCUGACACCAAAUCAAUAUGCCUGUUUGCCGAGAAUAUCUACAACACUGAGAAGGCUCUUCACUACCUGAUUAACAAUGCAGGUGUGGCUAUUUGCCCUUACAGCAUUACAGUGGAUGGAUAUGAGAUGCAGUUUGGAGUCAAUCACUUGGGUCACUUCUUCCUGACCUUUCUGUUACUGGACUUGCUAAAGCACUCUGCCCCAUCCCGGGUCAUCAACGUCUCGUCGGCAGCUCACGCCAUGGGCAAGAUCCAGUUUGAUGACCUGAACGGUGAAAAAGACUACCACCCUGUCAGGGCCUACGCACAGAGCAAGCUGGCCAACGUCCUUUUCACCAGAGAGCUGGCCAAAAGGACUGAGGUUCUAGGUGUGACGGCUUACUCUGUGGAUCCUGGCAUAGUGAACACUGAAAUAACAAGGCACAUGAGGCGCCCUCUUGCGGACAUAGCCAAGGCCUUCAGUUUUCUGAUCAAGACCCCAGCAGAGGGAGCCUAUACCAACAUCUACUGCACCGUCACUCCUGAGAACCAGCUGCUCACCGGGGGAUACUACAAAGACUGUGCCUGUGCAGAGAGCUCCUGGGCAGGUCAGGACGAUGGCACCGCCUUAAAGCUGUGGGCCGUGAGCUGCCACCUACUAGGCAUCCGCUGGAGAUAAGCUCUCAGACUUAAAUGGGCUCUCCCACAUACUAUGAAGCAAUAGUUAUGAGCACUUACAAAUAUUAUGCUGAUGCUAGGUUAACUGUAUGGAGAAAGUGUCAAGUAUGGGAUUGAAAAAUUGUGUAAGUAGGUGAACAGGAUAUAAAUACAAGCAUAAUAUACUUACUGUAAAAACAAAGUUUAUGAAGGAUGACAUGCAAAUAGGUUGGAGAAAGAAAUGAUAAUAAAUGCAGCUUAUAAUAAAUAUGACUGAUAUUAACUGCUGAUCUCGUUUUUGAGUCACUGAAUAAUUAAAAGCUCCAGUGUUGUGUCAA
This is a messenger RNA of Dicentrarchus labrax (European seabass), 1357 nucleotides long. RefSeq lists its product as uncharacterized. NCBI's taxonomy places the organism in Eukaryota, Metazoa, Chordata, Actinopteri, Moronidae. The coding region runs from base 145 to 1041 and encodes 298 amino acids. The transcript is spliced from 7 exons. The record is from RefSeq and is a predicted model, not a curated record.